UUUUUAAUGCAAACAAAAGAGAAAUCGUGAGCAUCAAAAGUCGCACGUCCCGCCUAUAAAUAGUGAAAUUGAUAAGCUUCUCCAUGCAAUGCAACAAGAAGCGCGCAGCUAGCAUUUCCUCAAAUCGUCAAAGUUAGAACGCAUUAGUCAAAGUACUGUAAGCAAAAGAUGGCAGAGAUCGAAGUGAGCGAACCAAAGAUGUUGGUUUUGGAGAAUCCAGAAGCUGAUUAUGAGAAGAUGAUAAAAGAGUUGGAGGCUAAAGUUCAGGCGGCGGCCAACGUGGAUGGAAUUCGUAGUGGAUCUAUUGAAGUGACAUCCCCUCUCACAAACUUUACCAAGACAGUGCUAACGAAGCUUGAUGUGAAAUUUUGGGCUGGUCGUUCGAUCCACAGCUUCCCUGAUUUGAAAAACAAUACCACAUACCUUUUUGGCCAGAGAGGCACUCUUCCUGAAGGUGUUAAGUGGGGCUAUUCUUAUGCUACUGGUAAAGAGUCCACUGAUCGUAAGUGGGUUGCCGCUUUUGAUUACGUUGCCGGCAAGGCUUAUUGUGAAUGUGGACCUACUGGUCCAGUUGACUGGAACGUAGUUGCUGAUAAGUUGAGUAAGUCUGAAAGCAAGAUGGAGUAUGUUGACCCCAUUUUUGGAGGCAGGAUCGUUGCUAGGGUUGCUGGCGACCAACUUAUAUCAACUCUCUGGUAAUACGCAUGGGAUCAUAUCCGGCUAGCUUCACUACUACGUACUACUACUAUGCGUUUGCGCUACGAGUAAUUACCUUCCUUUUUUUUUUUUUUUUGAGGGGAAUUACCUUCCUAUUUAAGUACUAUAUACUAUGUUUAACAAAUAAAACGGAUGCCACGACUAUGCAUCUUGCUUUCUAUUCACUUAUGGUGUAUGUACGUGUACGUCAUGUUUAUGUUUGUCACCAAACAUACAAUCUAUCUAUAUAAGAAUAAUUAUAUGUGUUUA
Molecule: messenger RNA, 966 nt
Organism: Spinacia oleracea (spinach)
Lineage: Eukaryota; Viridiplantae; Streptophyta; Magnoliopsida; Caryophyllales; Amaranthaceae
Exons: 3
Coding region: 169-699 (176 amino acids)
Source: RefSeq, a predicted model, not a curated record